AUGCGGUUUUUACUUUUAUUUACCUGGUUUACUAUAAUUUUUGGGAGAAGCCACCACUCGCCUCGUCAAGCAGUUCACGACUCAGAUACGAAUGAAUUUCCUGAUUUUCCGGAUAUUGGAAAAGUUACGGCAACAACCGCCACACCACAGGAGUCAGAACCGAUUCCAAUUGGAAAAGACAAAGAAGAAAACGCGUUUUCCUUUGCCACCGAUGAGUCGAAGAACUAUGGACAUAUCGAUGAAGGGGAAGCCCGUCUUGAGCCUGAAAUCCCGAAGCCGAGUUUCUCCGAAUAUCCCGACAAUUCCCCUACAACUCUAGCACCUUAUUUCGAAGAUCGAAACUCGAUGACUCCCAGCUAUAGGAUGAGGGUAUUCCAGCCACCUGCGAACACACCAAUGUACCAAAAUUCAAAUUAUAACACAAGACCUAUUCAAUCAACAGGAUACUCCACAUAUCAGAGAUCCUUCUAUUCACCGAAUCGCCCCUAUCGCCCCGCCUACUAUCCACCACAAAGAACUCAAGGAUACUAUCAACCACAACACUACACUUAUCCCGGGCAAGUGGACACAAGUGAUUUGGUGUAUUUGACGGCGAAUGGACCGGUGCCCGUGAAUCCAGCCCUUGGACCGAUCAUUCUUUAUGGGAAUGCUGGUCAAUCCCCGAUUUCCACGAGCUACGGUGGAUAUUCUGGUGCCAGCUAUGGCCAACAACAGCCGGUAUACGCUGGAUAUAAUGGAUAUUCUCAAGGCUAUUCUGCAAAUUAUGGUCAAAACAACGGUGGUUAUAGCCCAAGCUACGCCCAGCAAAGCUCUUACGGUCAAUGGUCUCCUUAUGGUACUUCAUAUAAAAUUGGUGGAGGAGCCACGUCGUAUCUGGGA
Molecule: messenger RNA, 879 nt
Organism: Mesorhabditis belari
Lineage: Eukaryota; Metazoa; Nematoda; Chromadorea; Rhabditida; Rhabditidae
Source: the annotation of a GenBank genome assembly